Carassius auratus (goldfish) is the source of this 4194-nucleotide messenger RNA. Its product is annotated as Krueppel-like factor 8. Lineage: Eukaryota; Metazoa; Chordata; Actinopteri; Cypriniformes; Cyprinidae. Gene Ontology annotation, biological process: regulation of transcription by RNA polymerase II. The record is from RefSeq and is a predicted model, not a curated record. The coding region runs from base 164 to 1528 and encodes 454 amino acids. The transcript is spliced from 6 exons. Gene Ontology annotation, molecular function: RNA polymerase II cis-regulatory region sequence-specific DNA binding; DNA-binding transcription factor activity, RNA polymerase II-specific.
UGUGGCAGUUCCUUUACAUUUGCAAGUAACAAUUUUAUUUACUCAUCAAAGCCACUUGGUGAGUGCUUUUUUACAGACGUUCUGCUCAUAUUCAGUGUGCAUGAAACGUUGGGUUACACUGGUGUUUACCAGCCAUCUCAGACAACAUUAACCAUCAAAAGGAAUGCAUAUAUGUUUGUUUCAUAGUGCAUGUGUGUUCACAAUGUGUCCGUGCCAGGUUGGGAGGAGGGGCACAUUGAGGGCAGCCACACCCCAGCUUAUGGGGGGCCACACCUCUUUGUGGAAUCUACUGCAGCUGGGUCACAUGACCCCCACUUCCACCCCCAUGCCUAAGCAUUAUCACAUUUCUCCCUCUCUCUCUCUCUCUCCAUUAAUACUGCUGUUCUACUCUAUGAGACUGGCCUCUCUACUGCUAUUCGGUCUACUGCUAUUGGGUGUGACUCGGCUCGGCUCGGCUCGAAGAGGGAGGCGACGCAGGAUUGCUGACUACUCCUCCCUACUGGUUCAAUCUUUCUCUCCUCUUGUCUUUCUCCAGCUGUGUCAGACGAGUCCGAAGAAAUCCACCGCAGCCACCUCUGAGCCUGUUGAGGAGAUGCCAUCCAUACAAAUCAAGCCGGAGCCAGAGGAGGUGGAGUGUAUGGUGAAACAAGAGCCAUUAGACGAUUGUCCCGAGCCUACAGACCUCAAAAUCAAAUCCUCGCCCCCUCCGCUCUGUGACAUCAGCACCCAACACAACGAUGACGACCAGACGGAACCUGUGGACCUGUCCCUCAACAAGCCCCGCCCCUCUCUUCCGGUAGCCACGGCCACCUCCACCCCUGUGAACAUCACGGCGAGCGCCACCAUCCCGGCGGUGUUGUCGCCGGGCUCCAUCCUGGCGUCCACGCAAGGGGUCGGAGGUCAGCAGAUCCUGCACUUCAUCCACACCAUACCCUCCGUGAGCAUGCCCAGUAAAAUGGGGCAGCUGCAGACCAUCCCUGUUGUGGUGCAGUCCUUACCGGUGGUCUACACAACCGUACCCACAGACGGAGUGGCUACCGCCGCCAUCACGGUGCCUCUCAUCGGAAGCGACGGCCGGUCGGAGGGGUCAGUGCGUAUAAAGCCAGGCUCAACCUCUCCAGUUGAGUACCAGUCUGAAAGUGAUGCUGAGAGCGGCACAGAGUCUGGAUCGGCCUCUUUCAGCACACAAGGGAUGGAACCCAGUAUGAAUACAGAUGUGGACAUCCAAGUUGACCCUGAUUCACCAGACAUGAAGAGAAGACGCGUACACAUGUGCGAUUAUGACGGCUGCAACAAAGUCUACACCAAGAGUUCGCAUCUAAAAGCCCAUCGCAGAAUACACACAGGUGAAAAGCCAUACCAGUGCACAUGGGAGGGCUGUACCUGGCGCUUUGCCCGCUCGGACGAGCUGACGCGGCACUUUCGCAAGCACACCGGCAUCAAACCCUUUCGCUGCACCGACUGCGACCGCAGCUUCUCACGCUCUGACCACCUGGCACUACACCGAAGGCGCCACGUCAUGAUGUGAAACUCUUUGUGCCCAUCCCUCCCCAGCCCACACCUCCCUGCCUGCUCCCCAGGAGACAUGCACGCCCAUCUGGGGGUUCCAAAAUGCUGUUGACGUCACCUCCCCAGUCUCCAGAUGUGAACAUAUGUGUUAAAUAUGGAGAUAUAAGGGGUGGCACGACCAUAUUGGGGACCCCUCCUGGUCAGAACAUGGAUGCAGUUUUCUGCCAUGCUUCCAGAAGCCACAAACCACCCGUCCACUGGUGACCUCCACCGCCAUCUCAAUGCCUGAUCAUUAGCCGUUACUUGAAGUGACUACAAGAAAGGCAAACUGCAUGCAGCACUGCUAGAACUAUAACCGUGAAUGAUGACUGGGGAAGGUACUCCUUAUUGUGAUGAUUCUUUUAAGACAAGUACAGAAAAAUAUGAGAAAGUAAAGGAUUUUAUGCAAGAUGAAUGCAAGAUGGUGAAGAGAAGGUAGAAUAAUGUGAUAAAUUUGAUCAUUUUAAUGAGAUGGGUGGGUUGGAGAUGUAUCUACAACUGCCUUGUUAAAUUCUUACAUUUUAUUCAAACUUUUUGUUGUGCUACAUUUGUAUACACACGCUCUACAUGCAUUUUAGAGUCUGUAAGUUCUUUUGUGGAUGAAAACUGUUGUAGAGUACAUUGCAAAGACAGCUGGAGAUGUACAAUGCCCUCUUUUAGUGUUUGCUUGUUUUUUCUUUAAACAAAUCAGUUGGGUUCCUUCUCUGAUAUCUACCCUAAACCAAAUGAGAAGUAGAGGCAGGGGGCUGACAAGACUGUGAAUUUUUGUACUUAUUUUUUCUUUAUUAGUAUGCGUUGUCUAAGCAUCUUCCCAAAAAUAGUUUGGCACAAAAAACAGUAUUUUCUUCUUUUUAUUUUAUUGUCGUUAAUGGCGUCUAACAGAAUUAACACCCAUCAGAAGGUGUUCUUUAUCUUAAUCUAACCUUCAGAUAUUAUUAAGGCUGUGAAAAAGUUAUAAAAAAAAGCAUAACUCGCAGGGAAAGGGGAAGCUUACUGAAUUGGGGGUAAGUGUGUGUGUGUGUGUUUGUGUGCGUGUGUGUCCGUGUAUAAGCACACUUGUUUGCAUAUUUAUAAAGAAGACAUAAUCAGAGAUAUAAUAGUAGAGAUGUCUAGAUGCAUUCUUUCUUCUAGCCCAUCAGAGCCUUAAUUGAAGUAAACUGGUUUUCGGAGUUCCUCAGGGUUCGAUACUAGGACCCCUAUUUUUUUAGGCACUCUGAAAAUCCAUAUUUGCACCUAGUUCACAGUGACAAAACAUGUCUUAACAGCUCCUGGCCUGAUAUGCAUAAUAUGCAAAACUACCCCUUAACACCCCCCCCCCCCCCCCAAAAAAAAAAAAUUCUGUUGAUGUUAUUUGACAUUAGUGUCAAGAAAAUGUUGGGCACAGUCAACAUAAGUCUGAGGAGAUGGUUUCUUUGACAAAUUUCUUCCCUCUAGCUAACACUCAUAGACAUGGUCAUAAUUUCAGUCGCUAGCAGCUAAUUAAGUGCGCGUCAAGCCUUUUUUCAGCAGCAACGCUUGUUCAAUUCCAGCCUAUGAGAGUUAAGUGCAUGUCUGCAGCAGCUGCAUGACUUUCACAGAGCAAUUUUUUGUAAGAUCUUGUAUCGUUCUCUCGCUUCAACUCAAAAAACGUUACUAAGCACAUCUUUCUAGAAGAGUAUAUGCAUUUGAUUGCGAUCCUUUUUUUUUUUUUUACUGAUCAUAGACAUACAGACAAUGAAUAAUUAAAGAUUUAAUGUACAUACUGUAUAUAAUCUUCAAAGUUCUUGAAUAAAUGUAACGGGUGGAUUUCUAUUUUUAACACUGACUAGAUAAUGUGAAAUACUCGUUUUCGUUUCAUAUUUGUUGUUUCUUUGAAAAGUAAUUGUUCUUUUUUUUAUAUAUAUAUAUAUAUAUAUAUAUCCCUUGAACUGAUUCCCCUAUGUGUUGUACACCCCAAAAGUGUUGCAUGGAGAGUAGUUUUUCCCCGCACCUUUAUUUUAAAUUUUUUUUGGUGAAGUCUGUGAGCAUGUCGUUGAUGCCCUGACAGAAUGUGGCCUAUAAGCACUGAUAAUCCACAUGAAAUCCAUGAAACCAUUGCCAUAGCACAUGCAUGGUCUAUUUACAAUUGGUACAAGACAUGGUAAAAAACAUAUCUUCAUAUCAUCCUAAAUUAACAUUAUUCUAUUCCAAGUUGGCGUAACAUUAGAAGUCGGCCCCUUAUCAAUGUUUAAGUGCCCACGACUGAAAUUUGUGACAUCCUUGUCUAUCUGAGCACGUUUGCAUUCAUCACUUGUAUUUGAUUUGUUUAAAAUAGUGUGCGACCUCGUGCUCCAAUCAUGAAAGAGUUUGGGUUUUGUGUGAGUGUUUGUGUGCAAGUGUGAUUAUCAUUAAAUUCUCUUUUAAACUUUCAGAAUCAUAGGUAUUUUAUAUUGAAUGCAGUAACUUAUGGGCCAGUACUAUAUUACUCAGUGCAAUGCAGUUAUCAUUAUAAUAAAACAAGUAAUUAAUGUUAUUUCUUUUGUAUUUGUACAGAACAAGUGUGUAAGGAUCAGCAAGGAAAACGCGAGCUUUUUGAUACUGUGAGAAAUGGUGUUAAAAGUCAGUUUCCCCUGUACAGUUGUGAUUACCCACUCCUUUUAUAGAAUAAAAUGUUUUUUGGUGCAACAA